UACUGAAGCUAGGGUUUGAGUGAGCAGCCGAUUUUAGAUGAUCAUCUCUGCUUAUUGACGGCAAUAAUCACCCAUAAGUCUGGAUCCUUUUGUAAAUCUUCGCAGGCUAGAUUUGGAAAAAGCACGUUCCUCUGUUUAGAUCUUCACCGGUUUAGUGUUUUGCAAGCAAAGAAUCAUAUCAUUGGUAGUUAAGUAGCAUCAGAACCCUGCUAUGAUUUAGGAAAUUGAUAAAUUGGGGGAGAAACACAUUUCGUCGAGUUGAGUUUUUGAGCGAUAAGGAGCUCCGAACAAUGGCGACCAAUGCAAUUCGUGAUGCGCUUAUGAAAAAUUCCAACUUUGGGAGCCAAGCUUUCAGCUCCAAAGGCCUAUUCUCCGGAAGCUUCGUGGGGGCCUCCUCCUCCGCCACUUAUCUCGCCAUUGCAACUCCUUUUGCUUAUCGAGCUUUGUUUGGGGAUGGCCCUUUGCACAUUACCUAUUGUGAUGCUGGUGCAGUCCUAGAUGAAGAUUUCAGUUCUGUUAUGCAGAGCGGGCAAGUUGGCUAUGUUGAUGCAUCUGUUGGUGUGAAGAGCAGUAAAAGUUUUUCCACUUGGAAUACUUACGGGAAUGAAGUAAGAGAUAGUUUCAAGCAGUAUGAUAUCCAGUUGAAACCACUCUUCUCAGCAUUUCAUUGGAAAAAUUUUGGCCUGACAUCAUUGAGGUCUUUUAUGUUAUUCUAUUUGCCUCUUUUGGAACCCCGUCCACCUAGAGAGGAUGAUGAGGAAGAUUUUCUAGUUGAGAAUCCAGAAGAGCAUCAUGUAGAUUUGGUUGAGCCAUUUAAGAAAUCAGUGAUACAAAUAGCCCGUGAGACGAGUGUGGUUACCACAAGGCGUAUCCUUGAAAGACUUGCUGUUCAUUUCGCUUCACAACGCAUAGCAUGGAAACUUCUGAAGGAUGUUCCCAAAUCCGCAAUUCGGAAGGCAGCAAGGAAAAUGCCAACUUGUACAUUCUGUUUUUGUGUUAGCAGAACCACCCUCAGAGGACAUCUCCUCGGAGUUGUAGCUUCAUGGGCUGUUCAAGUUGGCAUCAAUAUCUAUGGAUUUCUUUAUACAAUAACUAAAUCCAAGAAUGACAGUGAUGCAACAAUUGAUACAACAGAGGAAAUUAAGACACUUGGAAAGAAGGUUUAUGGUACCAGUGUCCGAUGUGUUUCCUCACUCGUUUUUGCUUCUAUCGGAGCUGGCAUUGGAGCUACGUUGAUUCGUCCCUCAACGGGGCAGUGGGUUGGGUGUUUGCUUGGGGAUUUAGGAGGACCAAUUAUUGUUACAUUCUGUUUCGAGAAACUUGGUUGGCCACUCUAAAGGCUCGUAUCAACAGAGAGAACAAUCGCUUCUACAGACAGACGCUUAUAUUUUUUUACUGGCACUUUUUCAUUUUUGCUCUGCGCUGGUUGAUUGUAACUUAGAAAUGGGGUAAUUUAUUUCAAAAUAAAUAAAAUUGAAUUAUUUACUCA
Salvia hispanica is the source of this 1489-nucleotide messenger RNA. RefSeq lists its product as uncharacterized. The record is from RefSeq and is a predicted model, not a curated record. Lineage: Eukaryota; Viridiplantae; Streptophyta; Magnoliopsida; Lamiales; Lamiaceae.